Prorocentrum cordatum is the source of this 2031-nucleotide messenger RNA. NCBI's taxonomy places the organism in Eukaryota, Dinophyceae, Prorocentrales, Prorocentraceae. The record is from the annotation of a GenBank genome assembly.
AUGAAGUCCGCGCAGGCGAUCCUCCUCGUUGCAGUGGCGCUCGCAGGAGCCUCUGGCCAGUCGCCCAUAGGAAAAGUCAUCGAUCUCCUGUCGAACCUGGAGUCGCAGAUCCAGAAGGAGGGCGAGGAGUCUGCCAAGCUUAACAGCGAGAAGGAGGGGUGGUGCAAGGACACCGCCGUCAAUCUUGGUUUUGAGAUCAAGACGGGGUCCAGUGAGGUGGACGAGCUGAAGGCAGCGAUCGGCAAGGAGGCUGCCACCAUCAGCACCCUGUCCAGCAAAGUUGAAGACUUGGCCGCGACGAUCGCUAAGAACGACAAGGACCUUGCGGCGGCCACCAAGAUUCGUGGAGAAGAGGCUGUGGACUUCGCUGAAGAGGAAGAAGAGCUCACGGAAACUAUCAGCGCACUGCAGAGGGCAAUCAGCAUCUUGCAGAGGGAAAUGUCGAAGGCUGGCGGGGCUGCCUUUGUCCAGGUCAAGGGCGCGGCGUCUGUGAUCCAGGCGUUGCAGGCGCUUGUGAAAGCCUCCGCAUUCAGCGCCGCUGACGCCAACACCCUUAAAGCUUUCGUGCAAAGCAGCCAGGAGGCCGAUGAUCAUGAUGAGGAGCCGGGUGCUCCUGAGGCCGCCGCUUACAAGAGCAAGAGCGGUAACAUUGUGGACGUGCUGGAGGACCUUCUGGACAAGGCCAACGAGCAGCUGGACGCCGCGCGCAAGAAGGAGACCUCGGCGAAGCACAACUUUGACAUGCUCGCUCAGUCGCUGAAGGACGAGAUCAAGUUUUCUACCAAAGACAUGGACGCGGCCAAGAAGUCCUCUGCCGCCAGCGGCGAGGCCAAGUCCGAGGCCGAAGGGGCCUUGGCCGCCACGUCCGAGGACCUGGCGGGCGACGAGGCCGCCCUCGCGGAGCUGAAGAAGGACUGUGCCAGCCACGCUGACGACUACGCCGCGGAGGUGAAGAGCCGCGCCGAGGAGUUGAAGGCGGUGCAGGAGGCGAAGAAGGUGCUGUCGGACACGACUGGCGGCGCUGCGGGGGUCGCUUACGGGCUGAGCCAGACGGCUCCCUCCUUCCUGCAGCUUGGCCGCUCGCGCUCGGCGCUGCUCUCCGGGGCCGACCUGGCCAACUUCGAGGCGGCGCGCUUCGUCCGCGAGCUCGGUCACAAGUUCCACUCGCAGGCGCUUGCGCAGCUCGCGAAGCGCAUGUCGUCGGCAAUGCGCUUCAGCUCCGCCAACGGUGAGGGGUCGGCGGAUAUGAUCGAGAAGCUCCAGGCUGAGUCUGGGGCGGACGCCAAGCACAAAGAGUACUGCGACACGGAGAUGUCCGACACGGCGGCCAAGCAGGAUGAGAAGACCACAUUGGUGGAGAAGCUGACCACGAAAAUCAACCAGAUGACCGCCAAGUCCGCGGCUCUGAAGGACAGCAUUGCCACCCUGCAGAAGGAGCUCGCCGAGCUGGCGGUCUCGCAGGCGCAGAUGGACAAGAUGAGGGCGGCCGAGAACGAGCUCUUCCUCGAGCAGAAGAAGGAGCUCACGCUUGGGAUCUCGGGCGUGCAGGCGGCGAUGAAGACGCUCCGCGAGUACUACGGCGGCGAGGCCAAGGACCACGCGGCGGCGUCGGGCGCCGGCACCAGCAUCCUGGGGCUCCUGGAAGUCUGCUUGUCCGAUUUUACCAAGAGCCUCGCGGAGGCCACCUCAACGGAGGACAGCGCCGCGUCGGAAUACUCGACGACUACCAUGGAGAACAAGAUCGAGAAGGCGGCCAAGGACCAGGACGUAAAGUAUCAGAUGAAGGAGGCCGCCGAGCUCGACAAGGCGGUGGUCGAGUCCACAUCCGAUCGGGCGUCGACGCAGGAGGAGCUGGACGCCGUCCUGGAGUACCUCUCGAAGCUCAAGGACAUGUGCGUCGCGAAGCCCGAGACGUACGCCGAGCGCGCCGAGCGUCGAGCUGCAGAGAUCUCGGGCUUGAAGCAAGCGCUCUCCAUCCUCGAGGGCGAGGCCAUGCUCCUCCAGCGCAGGGCGCUGAGGGGGCGCGCCUGA